Paramuricea clavata is the source of this 9561-nucleotide messenger RNA. The record is from the annotation of a GenBank genome assembly. Lineage: Eukaryota; Metazoa; Cnidaria; Anthozoa; Malacalcyonacea; Plexauridae.
AUGAAAUUUCUUGCAGGUCAAGAUAAGAUCGAGUUGAAUAAAAUCAUCAAACAAAUGGAGUACGAGCGAGACUCCUUGGGCGAGGAGAAACGAGAGCUAGAACAGGAGAAGAACAGCAUACGAAAUGAACUUAUUAAGGCCGAACAAGAUAAGAUCGAUCUAGAUACAGAACGUUCUACCUCUGAUCAAAAACUCAGUAUUACCGAAUUAGGCAAAGAAAAGAUCGAGCAGGAACUGAUCGUAGCUUCUCGUGAACGCUCGGAACUUAACGAGGCAUUGAACCAAGCUUUACGUGAGAAGUCUACAAUUUCCGACGAUUUGAAUCAAACCCGACGUGAACUUGAGCGCCAGAGUAAUAACGUAGGUGGGUAUUGGUAUGGUCUAAUUUUUAACCAGAUUUGGCACUCGAGUAUUGUGUACCGAAACACGGUAAAAUACAUGCACAUUACUAUGUGUUAGUGAUUGAGUGUAUUGCACAAUAAUUUCCUUCCAUCUCUUUCAAUACAUCCUUCCCUAAUAGAACACCAUCGAAAUUGAUAAAAUUCUCCCAGUUUCAAAUGUUUUUUUCAAACUAUAAUUUUUUCAUUUUGUAGUGAGAUUAGCUAAAGAGAAAGAAGAGCUUACCCGGGAACGAUCCAGUCUGACUGUUCAGGUUACAAGCGGUGAACGGGAGAACCGUGUACUGGCUGAAAAUAUGGCUAGUUUGAAGAGCGACAAGGAAUCCCUCGAGACUGCACUGUAUGAAACCCAACAGACCUUUGCAAAACUGGAAUCACGCAAGGAAGCCUUGGAGGCUGAGAACCAGGAAAUAACAUUGGCGAAAGAAGCUCUCACGGUGGACUUGUGUCGCGUGAAGAAAGAACAGGAAAUUGGACAGACGAAAAUGAGACGGGAACAAGACAUGGCCGAGCAAAAAUUGGGAACCACUCUCAAUGAACAUGGCUUGCAACUGAAAAAGGUAAGAAAUGUUUUCGAAAUGCGGUUCUGAAUGAAUUUACAAUUUCCUUCACUUCAGGGACGGCUGUAUGUAUUGAAGGUUCCUGCUUUAUGAAGUCUAUUUUUUGCAUGCACAUUAAAAGUACUUGAUCAAAGUUUGCGGCUGUGUAAACGCAUUUCAAAAGUCCUAUAUCCAUGAUGUUUAACAUAUUUGUAACCACAGGAACUUGUACACUGUGAAGUUUGCAGGCCUCUUUCAGUGUAUAACUUAUAAGAACAUAUGUUUUCCCCUCACCACUAACGUCUGCGAUCCCUUUUAAUGCAUUCCUGUAUGUGCCGGGUGAAAAUUUUUCCCUUUCAAACAAGUUGUAAUUGCUUCACUUUGCCAUACUCGAUUUGUCGUGUGAAAUGACUCCAAUCGAUGAAUGUUCUGCAUAUUCAAUCAUUGUAUUGUAUUUCACGAUUUUGAUAUCUUUAUAUUUUUAAGGCGGAAGAACGACUUGAUGAGGAAAGAUCUCAAAUGAAGCGAGAGAAAGAAAAUAUAAUUACUCAAUUGCAGCAAGAAAAGGAAGCAGUUUUGAAACGCUCUAAUGAGGAAAAGGACGAACUUGCAUCGAAACUUGAACGCGAGCGAGCAAACUUGGUGAACGAGAUUUCUUUGAUUCAAAAAGAACGAGACGAGCAACUGCUCAUGGCGGAAAACGAGAAACAGGAAGAACUUCAUUUAGCAGCGAAUGAGAAAUCGGCGUUAUUUGAGAAACUAAAGGGUCAUGAGGAGAGUUUAGCUGCAAGUAAUAUCGAGAAUGAUAGACUUAAACGAGAGUCAUUCACCCGAACCGAACAAGAUAAGGUAUGAACGGUUUACAUACUCCUUGGGCGCCGUAAUUAACAACAGUACUACUACUGUAGCCUUGCCGUAAUGAGACGAAGAUGAUAAUUGUUAAUGGAAUUAGUUCAGGCAGAAUAAAGAGAGAUCAAGUUAAAAUUGUCGAAUUUCUUCAUCUUUCUAUUCCUUCAAAUGUUGUUAAUAUGUUUGUUUUGCUUGUAUAAGCUGUAAUAGCUCAGAGAACAAUCCGGCGAUCCACAUGGUGAUUGAACCCGUAACUUCCAGAGCAGCGUUGAUUCGCUGAAGUAAUUUCGGGAAUUGAAGCCAGUCCUAGGGAGAUUAGGUGAUAGUUUCAUUCCUUCAAUGGCUCUCCCCUGCACCAUGUUCUGCUUUAUCUACCAUAUAUGACUUGUAGGUCACGUUUCCUUGUAGGACACCAUUUAAAGUUCCGAUCAAUUUCUUUAUAGCACACGAUAGGAACGCUCCAACAAGAACUGAAAAAUGUAAAGAGCAAAUAUGAAGAUUCCAAGUAAGUUAAUAGUUUAAGAAAUCCUCAAAGAAGAGUCUGGUGGGGAGAUAUCUAUUGCAUGACACUCCUACCUGAUUAACAUGGCUGUCUGGAGGCAAUCGCUGGUUUUAAUGGUAGCAUGCAUGCACUGCUGCGGGUCUUCCUUUGACGCAGUGACAUGAUAUCAGAGUAUUUCAUACAUAUACAUCUCCUGGUAUUAUGUUCUUUUCAUUUGUAAAAAACCAUCAGUCCACUUCACAUAUUGAGAACUUCUUGUGAACUCGAAGUCUUGUGAACUCGUGUACAAAAUAAACAAGUCUGUUGUUGUAUCUUUGCGCGUGAAUUAGCGUGAAUAAAAUAAAGAACCUUCGGUGUUCAGUUCGACACAUUCGUGUAGUUGCCUAACAGGCGAUGCUAUUACCACGAAUUAGCGUUACCGAAACACCCUGGCCUCCUCAGCCACCUUCUCCAUGGAUUACCAGGAGUGUUCUUUAUUUUUUUUUAAAUAUUCUUUUCUCAUAUAGUAAAGUCAACACGGCGGAGAAAAACAACCUGAAGACCCAUGUCCAAGACUUGACGAAAGCCAAAGAAAACAAUGUUCGUGAGAUUGGUGAACUGAAGCUCCAAUUAAAACUAGUGGAGGAAACACGUGACAACAUCCGUCGGGAGCUCAUCGACUCUCAACGGAAGAUCCGAGAAGGCGACGAAGCGCGCGAAGUUUUCCGCAAAGAGUUGAUAGAUAUAAAACGACAAUUGAAAGACAGUGACCGUGAGAAAGAUGCCGUUCAAACAACAGCCAAUGAGCUGCGAGGUUAGAUUGUGUAUAUAUAAUUAUUGUAGUUCUACAACAUUACAUCUUCCUAUGAUUUUGAAAUGAGAAAUGUCCCAAAAUGGCGACGUCACGAAAACUUUGGUGCACUGUCUUGGUAGAUUAGACACAAAACAAUAGACAUCCCACACAUAAAUUCUUAACAUUUUAGAUUAGAAUAGGAUUAAGAUUAAGCACUUACAGUAUGUUCUGCUGUGAGCCUAAAUGCCCUAAAGUAGAACUGUUAGAAAAAGUGUUAGGAGUGGGUUAGGAUUCGGGCUAAGAACAAGGAUUAAAGGAUUAAAGACUUAAGUGUAAAGGUAAGAGGUCACUGUACUUAAAUUGUGGUUGUUAAUAUGAAAAUUGAGCCGAUAAUUUGCUCUGAUCUAGGUAAAGUGAAGAAAUCUGAAGCCGAAAAGACAAACAUUCGUAGAAAACUUGAAGAAACCGUUCAGAAAAUGAACACGUUAGACGAAGCAAAGAAUGCUCUUCAGAAGGAAGUUGGUGAUUUACGGAGCAGCUUGAGAGAGGUCGAGAAAGCAAGAUUGGAAUCCAGAAGAGAACUACAGCAAGUUCACAACCAGGUUAGUGACUGAAAACACCGAGGAAUAAACCUUUUGUCUGUUUUGCUUGUGCAAGAAAAAUCCCACACGAGCUGCGAACCUCUGCCAGUUGAGAGAUAAUGCAUGAAACCUAUAAUGAUAAGUAAAUUCGAGUAUUUAAACAGGGGAGAGUGAAGCCCGCUUUCCACUGCUAGGCAACUUACUGACAUGAUAAGCGAUGCCGACAAAGGAAAAAGUAGCUUCGGCCGAACAAAUUCGCCUAGUGGAAAACCAGCUAAGUAUUGUCAGUGUGACAUGUACUUGUUGGUCUACAAGUUGCUGCUACAAAUCAGAGUAUUAGUCAAUAGUUUUGAAGGAGUAGCACGGGUGAAUGAAGCCAUUUUUUCCAAAGUGAUUGCUUUUACAAGUUUAACUUCACCUGUAUUCUAUUUGUAGUGUUUUUCAUCCUUUAUACAGUAUCUUUUUUCCCUCUCAUAAAACCUUUUUAUUUGCAGGUCAAAUUAUUGGACGGGGAAUGCCUUAAAAAUAAGAAAGAACUCGCGGACCUGAAAGACCAUCUUGCCAAAGAGGAGCAACUGCUUGAGGAAUGUCGUCGAGACAACAUGACGGUUAAACAACGUCUCGCUGACACAGAAAACGCCAAAGAAACAGCAACGCGUGAUGUCGCCCUCCUAAAACGAAGACUCUCGGAGCUUGAUGAGGCACUGCGGGGCAAAGAGAAAGAGUUCCAGACGAGCAUCGAAACAAUCCGUAAAGCCGAACAGAAAGCGGCCGAAAAAGUUCAUAAUCUUGAAAAUCUUUUGGAGAACACAAAUCAAGACUUGAGUGAACAGAAAUUGAAGUACUCGGGUGCCGAGGGACGAAUCGCUGGCCUUGAAGCACAACUGGCUCGCACAGAAGGCGCAAAGAAUGAUGUUGAAGUGAAAUUAGCAAACCUGCACUCGACUUUGAGAAGGACGUUGGGUAUCCGGGCUGGAGGAAAUGGGUAAAUAUUAUUUUUACCAUUCCUAUCAAUGUAGUGUAAGAGUUAGCCCAAGCGAAGCUGUUGUCAGCAUUGCAACGUAUAACAAAGCCUCGAACCACUAGUGUCGUAAUGUUCACUCCAGCCCUUUCCAGUUAUAAUAAUUUUGUGUCUUGAAGAGAGUGAUAUAAUUAAAUUUUUGUUUGACUUUGAAUUGUUUAAAAUGUUUAUUACCACCUGGUAAGGUAACUACCCGUCAGGAGAGGCACGGACCAGUGUGAAUCAUCAAAACCAUCAUUUCGAAUGGCCAUUACAAGACAGUUUCUCACAAGACGGCUGGACUUGUGUCUAUAAUGUGUGAGAAAUAUUGCUCACUGCAGCAUUACUUGUAUAUUAAUCCGAACAUUAUUUCCCAAGUAAAUUGAAUCCUGGAAGGGGCGUCUUUCAAGCUUUAAAUGUCAAUAUUUUCUUUCAAAGGUCUCCAUCACCAGUACGCAGUACCAGUCCCCGUCGCAAAGGAUUCCGACGCAGCCGAGGCCCUGAUAAAAGCCCAGAGAAAGAUAUCGACGAGGCGGACUCUUCGGCUCACGAACGUUCGCUCUCGCCAGUCCGUCGUUUAUCACCAAGCAAAGCCAGCGAGAUCCUUUCAGAAAUCGAUCCAGAAACUGUCCGUGUCGCUUUGCGUGACUUCGCACAACAAUUGAAAGAUACCACGCGAGAGAAGGAAGAGGCUGAGGCAAGAAUGGGACAGCUGCAACGAGCGUUGACCGAAGUCGAAGAAGACCGAGCUCGCAUCGAAGGAAGACUGCAGGCACUUCAGAAGUCGCUCGGUGACUCUGACGAAGGUAACUGCUAACGUUUAAUUCCAUUAAGAGGAAGGGUUCGUUGUAUGCAAAUCCUUACCUUAUAUUUUUAGGUCGUCGAACACUCGACAGUCGACUGAGUAGUGCGCAGACAGCGCUGACUAUGCAAGAAGAAACAAUCCGUCGUCUGGAGCGAGACCGUAAAGCCCAGAACGAGAAGAUCGAGGCUUUAGAAGAAGGUCUGGGACAAACUGAAGAUGAUCGAAGACAACAGAAAGAAAAAGUAAUGAGAUUACAACAAAGUGAGGCGAAGAGCGAACAAGAGAAGGAGGCGAUGAGAGUUCAGAUUGAAAAUGCUGAGUCAAGGAUUACGAAAAUUGAGUUGAAGAAACGGUCUCUUGAAGGUAUGGCUUUUAAUAAAUUCAGGUAGUUCCAACCACUUAUCCCUGAAACGGAGAAACAGCCUGCAAUGUCUGAUAAUAUUAAGCCCUGGAGGGUGAAGGCUCUGUUAGGCUAUAUUGUUCGCUAGGAUAUGGGUAUCCUCACGACAAAUAGGUCGCCUGCAUAUGGGAAAGCAUACAUGUAGCACAGACAUCUGCUUUAUUUGUGUCAAUUUUCAAACCAACAAAUUGGCAGAAAUUCUGGAAGAGUGAGAGCUGUUACCCGUCACAACAAAGAACUGUUAAGCAUAUGCUAGAUUAUUAGAGAUCGUUCUAUAAACUAGCAUCCGUUUAGGCCCUGAGAGUCUCUUACCCUGUGUGGUAGCUCUUGAAAGGAUGACCACAACAGUGCAUCCCUCUAUUACAGGGGGUAUCUUGACAGACAACUUUGUAGGCAGGGGUCAUCAUAUCUUUCUUUAGUUCUAAGGAAACUGGAGACAAUCUUAGGACUUAUGGGUCACAUAUUAUGGAUAUCAUUAAGCCUAAUAUCACAGUCCAUCUCUCAUUCUAUUCCAGGGGAUGUUUCUCGCCUUCGUGUGCAAGCUACCGAAAGUGACGCUGAAAAACAAGCCAUGAGGGAACGUAUUGACAACCUGCUCAGAUCACAACAAGACCUGGAAUCGAAGACAACCUCUCUUCAACUCACUGUAGACCGACUCACGCUUGCUCUCGCAAAAACGGAAGAAGAGGAAAACAGUUUCCGGGAAAGAGUCUCAGAACUUUCGGUCUCACUCAACGAUAGUAACACGACGACUCAGGGUCUACAAGACCGCAUACAGCAGCUACAACGGGCGUUAACAAACAGUGAACAUGAUCGUAAGAUAAUGCAGGAAAGGAUGCAAGCACUCAAGGCUGCUCAACAGGAUGGUAAAAACAGGAAUCAUAUGAUGGCUGAAAGGAUUCAGCAACUACAAAAUGAAGAGGCAGAAUCUGAGGUAAUUUUGUAUAAUUCAUAUUCACUUUUUCUUAAGUUUUAUUCCCACGUUUACUUUGUUUUAACACAUGUUUGGAUUCCAUUCGGAGACCACAAGUUUCGUCCUGCCUCUUGCGGUGCCACUCGCUGCCAAAGUAUUAUUGACUUAGCUUUGUUCAUUUUGUUCCAGGUCAAACGUGAAGAACUGGAAGGUCAGAUACGGCAGUUGCAACAAAUGAUUCAACAACAGAAAGAAGGCGAGGAAGAACUUGUCAAUCGUAUUGGCAAACUACAGGAUGAAAAACGGAUGUUACAGGAUCGCGUAGCUAACCUACAGAAGACCUUGGCACAGGCUGAGCAAGACAAACGAGAAUUAGAACGGGCUCAGAUCCGAGUUGAGAAAGAUAAGAAAGCCUUGAAAACCACUUUGGAAAAGGUACACUAGCUCGUUUAAGCAUUGUAUUGGAGAUAGCAUCCACUCUUAUCCCAUUGCAGAAACUGGAGAUAAACACAGCUUAUAUUUGUGUUUCCCAUUUGUUUCCACUUUUGUACAUAUAAUUUGUAAUAAUUUUUAGGUUGAACGUGAACGUCUUGCGACCGACGAAAAACUUUCUCGUUCCGAGAAAGAGAGAAAUGAAGCGGAAAGAUCAUUUGGCUCUUUAGAGAAAGAAAGUCAAGACAUGUUUGGCCAAAUUGAAGACUUGCAAAAUCGAUUGGCUGAGACGGAAGAAAAAGCUGAGCGAAAGUAAGAUUUUUUAAUGGAAAUGCAAUGGUAGAAUAUAUGUACAUACCCUGUGUCUAGUAUGACGCAUUUUCUGGCUAAUAAACUGCAUAACACAAGUGCAAGGACAGGAACAACAUUGGAAAAUUUCGCGUAAUGUAAAGUUUACUGUUCACGGCUAAAAUAAUAACGGCUCGUUCUUAAUACAUGUAUUCUUUCCAAUGAUUGUUUCCCGUGGGAUACAAUCUACACAAUACACAUUACACACCACCGGUACGGUACGUCUCUGUGUACAUUCCGUACCGCUUGAAAAGACGUCCUCAUACUUUUAAAAACAGUAAUUGAUCUUGAAUUAUGAUCUUUGUACUUUGAUGUUUUUCUUAUCAUAAGAGUUUUGGAAAUCACUGCAAGUCAUCGACAAGAGAUCGAGUCUGAAAGUGACCGUUCAAGAGCAUGGCAGACCCAGAUGGAGAAAACCGCGCAAGCCCGAGAACGAGCGUACAAGCAGAAGACAAAAGGUCUUGAAGAACAGGUAUAUGUGAUUUAGAUUGACUCUAAGGGGGUGCACAUGUUGGCAAAAUCCUGCGAGUAUAUUCUUGCGCAAUGCCAAUUGGUCAGAGGUCACAUAAUGUAUAUCGAACUUUAUUUACAGUCUGUGUGUGAUGCAACUACUUGAAAAAUAAAACAUUUUUCAUAAUUUAUUCCACCCGUUUGCAGGUUGCUACAUUAAAGGAUCAGCUAGGCCGCGAACUUCAGAAGAAGCAACAAUACAUCAAGCGUACCGCUGCCAAGAACGAAGAAACAAAAGAUUUACGUAAUCAGCUCGGAGAAUCCUUGGUACGCGUGUCACGUGACACGGCUUAUGAGCCUGCAGUCCUUGAUGAGGAAACCCGGCGGUUGGACGAAUCUCUGGAGUACAGAACUGGAUAUAGCAGUCGCUCACCAACUCGGAGAACCAAGUCAACUGGUUCACCUACAGCGGUUAACCUUAGCAAAUACAGCACAAGUACACCUAGUGGGUCAAGCCACCCUGUGUCAGCCGGGGGCAGAAGAGUCGUAGGAAGUACGCCAAGUUCUGUCAGCCCCCUUCGGAAAACUGGCCGUAAGCCAACGAGGUAGAAAACUAUAGCGGAAUCUUCUUAGUUCUUUUUAUUUGAAAGAUAGUGCAGUUUAUACUGGUAGAUAGAUACCCUGGUUCUCUUUUAAAACGAUAAGUGCGGAAAUAGCAUGAACACAGCUUUUGAAAGCAGUUGAACUGAAAGGAUUUGGGAGCUUUGCAGUUCUCACUUGAGUAGAGGAUUGUUAAUUGAUUCAGGAUAUUGCUCCCCUUUCACAUUGAUAAAGAACCCUGGCUAUAUCCAGUCUUUUUAACCUAUUACUCGGCGAUUAUCAGAAUAUAUUACUUCAAUUGUUUUGUUUUGUGGACUGAAUAUCACGUUUAAUUUUUCAAUCUGCUUGAAGUUCCAGGCAGUGGUUCCAGGCAUCGAAAGUUUUGCCAAUACGGGUUUCCACAGAACAAAACAAUAAAUCAUUGUAAUUUAGUUCACCGUGCAAACAUACAACUGAGGAACUUGUGUUACUUCAGUGUCUGCCCCUAUUUUGUCGGUAAGUCGAGUUUUGCUUUAGCUGAGAAGACAAUACUCCGACAUCGUUUCAGUUCAACUAAAUAGGGAACCUAUUUUAGUUGUAUAGUGUUUGUAGUUAACUUAAUAUAAUAUAUAGCGUACGUAUAAGGAAACAUCGUUAAUUUCUAAUCAGUUUUUAAAGUGAUUUUAAUCAAACAGUAAUAUAUAUAGAUACUUUUUAUGUGAAGUAAAUUAUUUUAUUUGUCAUGACAAAGGCUUUUCCUGAAACUAGUGCACGUAAAAAUGCAAAACUGACUGCAACGUUUUCGUUCCGACGACCUAGCGUUUCUCGUUACCUGUUAUACAAUGCAUGUUUAUCACUCAUUCAUGUAUUUAUUGACCGUUCUUAUAGUUUUUACAUACAUAUAGUGUUGCAUGAUUUUUAGACAUUUGUGUUUCGAUUUUAAUUUAUUGAUGGAGUGUAGAUUGUGAUUUAUUAAAUAAAAAUCUUAUUGAU